AUGGUAUCCCAGGCGCUGCAGCUGCUCCGGCAGGGCGUGUGGGCCGCACUCACUGGUGGCUGGUACCACGACCCCGAGGAGAGCAAGUUCACCAACAGCUGCCACCUCUACCUAUGGCUGUUUCUCCUGUUGCUGCCCCUGGCCCUGCACCUGGCUUUUCCUCCAAAUGUGAUCACUGUAUUUUUUUACUGCACUUCAGUAACUAUAUUCUUCACAAUAAUCAAAGUGGUCAGUUAUCGCCUACACCUCAUGUUUGAUAAAGGGGAAGUAAUUCAGCAAAGGCCCUCCAGAAAGAAAGAGAAGCCAAAUAAAGACAAAGAGACCAAUAGUGAACACAUAACUAAUCACAAAAAUUCAAGCAAUAAUAGGCAGAUCAACAAUGGCAAAAAGGAAGAAGUCAAUCACAACAUCACUACGCCUCCUCUCCACUGCAGCUCCCGAGGGCAAAGCAUAAACUCUCACCACUCUUCCGGGCUGAUGGAGUUGCCAGCACAGGAAACAGUGGAAGACCUCAAAGGUGUCAUUCUGUCAGAAGACCAACCUGUAGCACCCAUGUCAUCUACCUCACCCUGUGUCAAAAUGGAAAACUUGACAGUUUCUAAAGUGUACAUGCCAGAAACCAUGGCCACAUCAGCAAUACUAAUGAAGCCAGUUACCACAGAAAUUCUACUUAAUAAUAAAGUGAAGGAAAGAAGAGGCAAGCUGCUGCCCUCUUUCUGCCACCGAUCAGAGGGUGGGCUAGAAGACAAAGAUACCUUGAAGAAAUUGCCACAUUUGUCUUUGUCUCAGUAUGACUUGCUAGAAACAAAUGUUUCUUUCCAGCCCUGGGGUAGUGAGAACUCAGUCUUGAUUCCAGAACCUGCACAUCAUCCCAAGGGCUCCAUCAGGGAACAGCUGCAAAGCAAGUCUCCUCAGGACAGCCUGAGCAGCAGCUGCCCUCAGUGUAACACUGUCAUCACCAAACAGGCAGAGGAGCCAGUAGAUACUUCCUGCCAGGUAGAUCCUCCCUUGGACGAGGAAGUUAACUACUCCGAUAGUGAGGUAGCUGUUACCCUGAUAGACACUUCCAAACCUGGAGACCCUCUGAGCCUGCAUGAGCCCAUUAAGAUUGUCAUCACAAUGAGCAGUACCCCCAACUCCCUAACAGACUUGGAAAGCUCUCUCCACCUGAAGGUAAUUGGCACAGAGAUAAUUGGUCCAAAGUCAGAUGCUCAGCAAAUGACCCCAGGGAUAGCCAGUCCUUCAAACAAUGAGCAGAUGCAAAUUCCUGUCAUCACCCUUGAGCUGUCUGAAGAUGGGGGAGGAGGCACUAUUUGUCCUGAUGGCAAUGGGAGUGAAAGGACACCAGAGAGACUGAUGGUGGAGCCAUCCUCCAAUCAGUGCUCUGGCUAUGAAUCUGGAGAGGGAGGCAAUGCCACAAAAGACUGCAGUCCUUCCCCAAGGGAACACUGUGAAGAAACUUCACCACUCAUACUCAAUAUGGCCUCUGAGUCUGAAGGAGGAAAGGAAGCCCAGGCUAACCUUGAUCCUUCAUCUUGUAAAAGCAGCCAAGAAAAGAGACAUGCCCGGGUGCUCAGUGUGGACAGUGGGACUGAUGUUUUCUUAAGUAAGAGUUCCGCAGAAGUUAUUAGUGAUAAAGAGAAAGCCAUACCGACUUCCAAAUCUGACUUAGAAGCUAAGGAAGGACAAAUACCAAAUGAAUCCAACUUCCUAGAAUUUGUCUCCCUGUUGGAAUCGAUUAAUACUUCCAAGGUAGUAGCAGCAAAUCAGUCAAAUGGAUCAGCAGAGCAGAACAAAGAAAGCAGGCUUCUUGGAGAUAACUUUUCCCAGGAGAAAAAGGAGGAAAUUUCAGGAAGUGAAAAGCCCAGUGAACUCAAUUCCAGACAAGAAAAAGCAGAUGUGCAAAGUCAAGACCACACUAACACCAACCCUGUGUUCACUGAACCUGCCAAGAUUACGACCCUUUUCCAGGGCAAUAGACAAAGACAAAUAAUCUACAGGGUAACUUCCCAACAAGAUAGUUCAGUCUUGCAAGUCAUUAGUGGACCUGAAACAUCUGUGCAAGAUGAAAUAUCUGUGGAUGCUAUGCAUGUCUUCAUUGAUGAACAUGGGGAAAUUAGAUCCUGUUAUUUAAAAUCUGGAAAUCAGAAAGAAGAACUUUUGCAACAUCCGCUAUCAAAUUAUGACUGUUUUUCUAAAACUCGAGAGAUACAGAUCAGCUCUUCUAGUACUACAACCUCUGAGAGUCAAGAUCCCUCAUCUGAGGACCCUGCAGUCAGUGCUCUCCAACAACAGUUGUUACUAAUGGUGGCUCGGAGGACCCAGCCAGAAACUCGACGGCAUCUGAGUCAGGACCUGGAGGACUCAUCACGCUCUUCAACACAAGGAAAAUUUAACCGAGAGCAAUUUUACAAGUUUAUCAUUUUCCCUGGCAAGUGGAUUAAAGUCUGGUAUGAUCGACUUACCUUGAUGGCAUUACUUGAUCGUUGCAUAAGCCAGUUGUCAAGAGUCACAAACCUGAAGUUAGGAAGUGACACCUACAAUAAGGGAUACAACCAGAUCAUAACAUAUAGCAGACCAAUCUAUUUUUGUGUGCUGUGUGGCCUUAUUUUGCUUCUUGACACAGGGGCCAAAGCCAGGCACCCUCCUACUUAUGUUGUCUAUGGCCUGAAGCUCUUCUCUCCAGGGUCCCUGCAAUCAGCUAGGGAUCACUUAAUAGCAUUUUUAUAUUGCUUCCCUGCCAUUUCCCUCCUUGGGCUUUUCCCACAGAUCAACACUUUCUGCAUUCAUCUUUUGGAACAAAUCGACAUGCUGUUUUUUGGAGGCUCUGCAGUGUCCGGGGUGCUGUCGGCUGUGUAUAGUGUGACCCGGAGCUGUGUGGCUGCUGCGGCACUCCAUGCACUCUGCUUCAGUGCUGUGAAGGAGCCAUGGAGUACACAACACAUCCCAGCGCUGUUUUCGGCCUUCUGCGGCCUCUUGGUCGCCCUUUCCUACCAUCUGAGCAGGCAGAGCAGUGACCCAUCUGUGCUGAUGUCCUUUAUUCAAUGCAAAUUAUUUCCUAAAUUUUUACAUCAAAAUUUAGAAGAGCCAGUUGCGGACCCUCUCCCAAAGAAGGUGAAAGACUCUGUGAAGGAUGUGUUGCAGUCGGAUCUCAUUGUCUGCUCAGUGGUUGCUGUCCUGUCAUUUGCAGUCAGUGCCAGCACUGUAUUCCUCUCCUUACGUCCAUUUCUCAGCAUUGUGCUGUUUGCUGUGGCUGGCACCGUGGGGUUCCUAGCUCAUUACAUGCUCCCUCAACUCCGCAAGCACCACCCUUGGAUGUGGAUUUCACACCCCAUUCUUAAAAACAGAGAGUAUCAGCAACGGGAAGUGAAAGAUAUUGCCCAUUUAAUGUGGUUUGAAAGACUCUAUGUUUGGCUUCAGUAUUUUGAAAAAUAUAUCUUGUAUCCAGCAAUAAUUUUGAAUGCUCUCACUAUUGAUGCAUUUUCAAUAAGCAAUUACCGGAGACUUGCUGCAGCAGAAGCCAACAUAUACCUACUAAUUACUGGAGAUGUAAAACUCGAGGACCUGCUUCACAAGUUACAGUUCAUCAUGACAUAUGUGGCUCCUUGGCAGAUGGCUUGGGGUUCUUCAUUUCAUGUGUUUGCUCAGCUCUUCGCAAUCCCUCAUUCUGCAAUGCUUUUCUUUCAAACGAUUGCCACCUCAAUCGUUUCUACUCCAUUGAGCCCAUUUCUUGGGAGUGUCAUUUUCAUCACAUCAUAUGUCAGGCCAGUCAAAUUCUGGGAGAAAAACUACAAUACAAGGCGAGUGGAUAAUUCUAACACAAGACUGGCUGUCCAAAUUGAAAAGGAUCCAGGUAGUAAUGACAAUAAUCUGAACUCCAUCUUUUAUGAGCACUUGACACAGGCCCUCCAAGAGUCCCUCUGUGGGGAUUUACUUCUUGGUCGUUGGGGUAACUACAGCUCUGGAGAUUGCUUUAUUUUGGCUUCAGAUUACCUCAAUGCUUUUGUUCACCUGAUAGAAAUUGGAAAUGGUCUUGUUACCUUUCAACUUCGAGGAUUGGAGUUCCGAGGUACAUACUGCCAGCAGCGAGAAGUGGAAGCAAUCAUGGAAGGUGACGAGGAUGAUGGAGGCUGCUGCUGCUGUAAGCCUGGCCACUUGCCCCAUCUGUUAUCCUGCAAUGCUGCAUUUAACCUCCGUUGGCUCACAUGGGAAAUCACACGGACACAGUACAUUCUGGAAGGCUACAAUAUCAUAGACAACAAUGCGGCCACCUUGCUGCAGGUCUUUGAUCUCCGAAGAAUCCUCAUCCGGUUCUACAUUAAGAGUAUAAUAUACUAUAUGGUCACAUCACCAAAACUCCUCUCCUGGAUCAAAAAUGAGUCACUUCUGAAGUCCCUGCAGCCUUUUGCCAAGUGGCAUUAUGUUGAGCGUGACCUUGCAAUGUUCAACAUUAACAUUGAUGAUGACUAUGUGCCGUGUCUUCAGGGGAUCACCAGAGCCAGCUAUUGCAAUGUUUACCUAGAAUGGAUCCAGUACUGUGCACAGAAACAACAAGAGCCUUUGAAGACUCUGGACAGUGAUGAGGACUCUCCUUUGGUAACUCUGUCUUUUGCCCUGUGUAUCCUGGGGAGGAGAGCUCUGGGAACUGCAGCUCACAACAUGGCUCUCAGCCUCGACUCUUUUCUGUAUGGUCUUCAUGCACUCUUCAAAGGUGACUUUAGGAUAACAGCCCGAGAUGAGUGGGUAUUUGCUGACAUGGACCUGCUGCACAAAGUUGUCGCUCCAGCUAUCAGGAUGUCACUAAAGCUUCACCAGGACCAGUUCACCUGCCCUGAUGAGUAUGAAGAGCCAGGGGUCCUCUACGAGUCCAUCCAGUCCUUUGAGAGAAAAGUGGUCAUCUGCCAUGAGGGUGAUCCAGCCUGGAGGAGCGCGGUGCUGUCUAACAAGGAGGAACUCCUCACCCUGCGGCACGUGGUGGACGAGGGUGCUGAUGAGUACAAGGUCAUCAUGCUCCACAAAAGCUUCCUGAGCUUCAGGGUCAUUAAGGUCAAUAAAGAAUGUGUCCGAGGACUCUGGGCUGGCCAGCAGCAGGAGCUCAUAUUCCUUCGCAACCGCAACCCAGAGCGAGGCAGCAUCCAAAACAACAAGCAGGUCCUCCGGAACUUGAUCAACUCCUCCUGUGACCAGCCCCUGGGCUACCCCAUGUAUGUUUCCCCCCUCACCACAUCUUAUCUCGGGACGCACAGGCAGUUGAAGGACGUCUGGGGCGGGCCUAUCAGCUUGGACAACAUUCAGACGUGGUUCCGAACCAAGUGGUUGAGAAUGCGGAAGGACUGCCACACAGGCCAGCAGAGCAGUGGCAACAUUGAAGACGUGGAUGGGGGAGGGGUGCUAUCUGCAGGCCACACCACGAGUGGGGAGAGCCAGGAGAGCAGUGCAGAGCCACCUAGAAAGGAUGGGGCUAUGCACCACAAUCUUUCCAAUAGCAGUCAAAGGCAGAGGACUGGCAGGAGGAAAGGCAGGAGCCAGUCUGUCCAGGCACAUGUGGCAUUGAGCCAAAGACCACCCAUCACAAGUUUGUCAGGCCACAUCCUGGAGAGCCACCAGACCUUCCUUCAGACAUCCACAUCAGUCCAUGAGUUGGCCCCAAGGAAGUCCAGCAGCCAGCUUUCUUUACACAACUCAGCCGCAUCCCUGCAUUCUCAGCCACCGCCCACCACUACAACAGGCCACCUGAGCGUCCGUGAGAGGGCCGAGGCACUGAUCAGGUCCAGCUUGGGUUCAUCUACCAGCUCCACUCUGAGCUUCCUCUUUGGCAAGAGGAGCUUCUCCAGUGCCCUUGUUAUUUCUGGACUGUCUGCUGCAGAGGGUGGCAACACCAGUGACACCCAGUCAUCCAGCAGCGUCAACAUCGUGAUAGGACCUUCAGCCAGAGCUGCAGGCCACGCCACACGGCACUUCUCGGAGCCAUGUGAACCCACUGAUGGUGAAGAGCAGGGCCAGCACUGUGAAAGCCAUCUAGCUGAGGCCAUGGUGGAGAACUCUGGGGUGAUGUGCAGAAGAGCAAGCCAGGAGGAUAUGGGGCUGGAUGACACGGCAUCCCAGCAAAGUGCUUCGGAUGAGCAGUAA
Orycteropus afer afer is the source of this 6129-nucleotide messenger RNA. RefSeq names its product pecanex 2 (gene PCNX2). The record is from RefSeq and is a predicted model, not a curated record. The transcript has 34 exons. Gene Ontology annotation, cellular component: membrane. Bases 1 to 6129 code for a protein of 2042 amino acids. Lineage: Eukaryota; Metazoa; Chordata; Mammalia; Tubulidentata; Orycteropodidae.